Colossoma macropomum (tambaqui) is the source of this 1590-nucleotide messenger RNA. Its product is annotated as solute carrier family 2, facilitated glucose transporter member 11-like. Gene Ontology annotation, molecular function: hexose transmembrane transporter activity. The record is from RefSeq and is a predicted model, not a curated record. The transcript has 12 exons. The coding region runs from base 91 to 1590 and encodes 499 amino acids. Gene Ontology annotation, cellular component: membrane. NCBI's taxonomy places the organism in Eukaryota, Metazoa, Chordata, Actinopteri, Characiformes, Serrasalmidae. Gene Ontology annotation, biological process: monosaccharide transmembrane transport.
UACAUAAAGCAGCAGCACAGUUUGCACCUUUCCUCCUGCCAAAGCCUCCACCGGCUGCUGUUUUUCAGCCAAAUUCACUGCAAGUUCAGAAUGAGUGAAACUGAGGAUUCUCCACAUGUGAGGUUGAAGGUGCCCAGUAAAACCCUGCUGAUGGCUGUGUGGGCUGCAUGUAUAGGAGGAACAUUCCAGUACGGCUACAACGUGUCCAUCAUAAAUGCUCCAACCAAGGCGGUGCAGGAGUUCAUUAAUGAGACGUGGUUGGAGCGUUACGGUGAUGAAAUCCCAGAACAGCUCCUCACGUUCCUCUGGUCUUCCAUCGUCUCCAUCUUCACUAUCGGUGGACUCAUCGGGGCGUCUGUGGGAGGAACGCUCGCCAUCAGGUUUGGGAGGAAAGGGACUUUAUUAUUUAAUAACAGUUUUGCACUGCUGGCUGCUCUGCUGAUGGGGAUGAGUUAUUAUGCCAGCGCGUUUGAGCUGCUCAUUCUCGGACGCUUUCUGUCCGGAGUAAAUGCAGGUGUAGCAAUCUGUGUGCAGCCCCUCUAUCUGGGUGAGAUCGCCCCCCGGGCUCUGCGGGGCGCCAUGGCAAUGGGCACGUCCAUUUUCAUCACAGGGGGAAUUCUAACGGGACAGGUGAUGGGACUCACUGAGCUGUUGGGCAAGGGAGACUACUGGCCCCUCCUCCUCUCCACCACGUGCAUUCCAGCACUGCUGCAGCUCCUGAUCCUGCCCUGGUUCCCCGAGAGUCCACGCUACCUGCUGAUUGACCGCAGUGAUGACCAUGCCUGCAGCCUGGCUCUGAAGCAGCUUCACGGUGGAGAAAACUAUCAUGGAGAGAGAGAGGACAUGGAGCGAGAGCGAGCGAGCGCUACGGGAGUCAAACCGCUGAAACCGUGGGAGCUCUUCGCUGACAAAAACCUGCGCUGGCCGCUCUUCGCCAUCAUCAUCAUCAGCACUGCACAGCAGCUAAACGGCAUUAACGCUAUUUAUUUCUAUGCAGAGUAUGUAUUUGCUGAAGCUGGAAUUCCAUUUGAAAAAAUUCCAUAUGCUACUGUGGGGACUGGAGCGUGUGAGUGCAUCACAGCGCUGACCUGUGGUUUGCUGAUUGAUUCUCUGGGUCGGCGGGUGUUGAUCAUUGGAGGAUACUCGCUCAUGUCCCUGUGGUGCAUUUGCUUCACCAUCACUCUCACCUUUCAGACGUACAGCUCCUGGAUGCCGUAUCUCAGCAUGGCUUGUGUUUUCGCCUUCAUCCUCAGCUUUGGCCUUGGACCAGGGGGUGUAACUAAUAUCCUGAUCACAGAGCUGUUCACUCAGACCGCACGGCCAGCAGCGUAUAUGAUCGGUGGAUCAGUGAACUGGCUCAGCUUCUUCUUCAUUGGCAUGGUGUUCCCCUUCAUAGUGAAUGGUCUGCAGCAGUACUGUUUCCUCGUCUUCCUCGUUGUUUGCUGCCUUGUGGCCACGUUCAUCUUCUUUGUUGUCCCAGAAACCAAAAAUAAGACGUUUCUGGAGAUCCAGAAUGAGUUCCUCAGCAGAAAGAGGACUAAGCUGACUGCAACUAAAGGCUCGGACCCGCUGCUGUCCACUUCACUGUAG